GAAGGAAGAGGAGGCGGGAUCGGGGCGCUGCGUUGGCUGCGGCCUGGCACGAAAGGGGCGGCCCCGGCGGAGAGCAGACCCAGUAGCCCGGGCGAUUAUGGACCCGGCAGAGGCGGUGCUGCAGGAGAAAGCGCUCAAGUUUAUGGCUGCAGUUCCGGCUGGUGGAUAUUGGAGGAAUAAUAAAAAGUGCUCCAUGCCCAGGUCUCUGUGGCUGGGCUGUUCCAGCCUGGCGGACAGCAUGCCUUCGCUGCGAUGCCUGUAUAACCCAGGGACUGGCGCACUCACAGCUUUCCAGAAUUCCUCAGAGAGAGAAGACUGUAAUAAUGGCGAACCCCCUAGGAAGAUAAUACCAGAGAAGAAUUCACUUAGACAGACUUACAACAGCUGUGCCAGGCUCUGCAUAAACCAGGAGACAGUAUGUCUGACAAGCACUGCUAUGAAGACUGAGAAUUGUGUGGCCAAGACAAAACUUGCCAAUGGCACUUCCAGUAUGAUUGUGCCCAAGCAGCGGAAACUCUCAGCAAGCUAUGAGAAGGAAAAGGAACUGUGUGUCAAGUAUUUUGAGCAGUGGUCAGAGUCUGAUCAAGUGGAGUUUGUAGAGCACCUUAUAUCCCAGAUGUGUCAUUACCAGCAUGGGCACAUCAACUCCUAUCUAAAGCCUAUGCUGCAGAGGGAUUUCAUAACUGCCCUGCCAGCACGGGGUCUGGACCAUAUUGCUGAGAACAUUCUGUCAUACUUGGACGCCAAAUCACUGUGUGCUGCUGAGCUUGUGUGCAAGGAGUGGUACCGCGUGACGUCGGACGGCAUGCUGUGGAAGAAGCUCAUCGAGAGAAUGGUCAGGACAGACUCUCUGUGGAGAGGCCUGGCAGAGCGCAGAGGGUGGGGACAGUACCUAUUCAAAAACAAACCUCCUGAUGAGAACGCUCCUCCCAACUCCUUUUAUAGAGCACUUUAUCCUAAAAUUAUACAAGAUAUUGAGACAAUAGAAUCCAAUUGGAGAUGUGGCCGACAUAGUUUACAGAGGAUCCACUGCCGAAGUGAGACAAGCAAAGGCGUUUACUGUUUACAAUAUGACGACCAGAAAAUAGUGAGCGGCCUUCGAGACAACACGAUCAAGAUCUGGGAUAAAAGCACAUUGGAAUGCAAGCGAAUUCUCACAGGCCACACAGGCUCUGUCCUGUGUCUCCAGUAUGAUGAGAGAGUGAUCAUAACUGGAUCAUCGGAUUCCACUGUCAGAGUGUGGGAUGUAAAUGCAGGUGAGAUGCUGAACACACUGAUUCACCAUUGUGAAGCAGUUCUGCACUUGCGCUUCAAUAAUGGCAUGAUGGUAACCUGCUCCAAAGACCGCUCCAUUGCUGUGUGGGAUAUGGCCUCCCCGACUGACAUCACCCUAAGGAGGGUGCUGGUGGGACACAGAGCUGCGGUCAAUGUUGUAGACUUCGAUGACAAGUACAUCGUUUCUGCCUCUGGAGAUAGAACCAUAAAGGUGUGGAACACAAGUACUUGUGAAUUUGUAAGGACCCUAAAUGGACACAAACGAGGCAUCGCCUGUUUGCAGUACAGGGACAGGCUGGUGGUGAGUGGUUCAUCUGACAACACCAUCAGAUUGUGGGACAUAGAAUGCGGCGCUUGUUUACGAGUGUUAGAAGGCCAUGAGGAGUUGGUGCGCUGUAUUCGGUUUGAUAACAAGAGGAUAGUGAGUGGAGCCUAUGAUGGAAAAAUUAAAGUGUGGGAUCUUAUGGCUGCUUUGGACCCCCGAGCUCCUGCAGGGACUCUUUGUCUACGGACGCUUGUGGAGCAUUCUGGAAGAGUUUUCCGACUCCAGUUUGAUGAAUUCCAGAUUGUCAGUAGUUCACAUGAUGACACAAUCCUCAUCUGGGACUUCCUAAAUGAUCCAGCUGCCCACGCUGAACCACCCCGCUCCCCUUCUCGGACAUACACCUACAUCUCCAGAUAAAUAACCCAACACUGACCUCCUACUUGCCCGGGACUCGUUAAGGUUGCAGUAUUUAACAUAUCUGCCAAGACCAGGAUGAACAACAACAAUCACAUUCCUACCCGGAUUCCCCGGAUGGGUCAGCGAGGCGCAGGGCUUUGAGACUCCUGUUGGGACACAGUCGGCCAGCAGCUGACCAGGAUGGUCUGCUUGGCACUCGGCUGCCACAGUGCUGCUAUCAGAAGAUGUCUUUAUCUUGUGUGAAUGAUUGGAACUUUUAAGACUCCCUUCCCGUUCCCUCCCUUCCCUCUGCACCUGUUUCUCCCCCCAUUGGGUUCCAGACAAAGAUGACUUAUAAAUAUAUUUAGUGUUUUUGCCAGAAUCUCUCUUGCUUUGCCAUCAAGCAGAAGAACUAGUUUCCCCAUCUGGCCCACUUCUAGGGGACAGGGGCUGCAGCUUCCAGGCAAAGAAUGCCUGGCCUCUCCCUGUUAACUGCAGGAGUGUCCAGCACCUGGCCAGAGCAGUCGGGCCACUGCGUGGGAGGAGACAGCUGCCUGCACAUCUUAGAGGAGAGAGGGACACACACUGGAAGAUCUGCACCUGCUGCCUCCCUCCCCUGUCUGGGUUUCUGUCCCUCUUGCCUCCUCUCCUCCUCCAUCUUCAGCCUGAGAAGGUGUGUGAAGUGUCCUCAUCUAGCAUGAGGCGGAUCACCUAGAAAAUGUGACACUUGGGAUUCCGAGUUUGAGUGUAUCCUAAUUUCCAGGCUUUUGCUGCAAGUGACCCCUGGGGCAGCAGUGACUCAUGAACAUGACACUUAUCAUGUCUGCAGCUUUCUCUCUCCUCCUCCUCCUCCCUGUGCCGGGGGGGGGGGGGGGGGGGGGGGGGGGGGGAGACACACGGGAUGGGAAUGUCCUGGGCGCCAUCAGUGGUUGUGUUUGCUCUGGACUCAGCAGUCUUCUCGGUUCCAUGUAGAGUGGAGAGGAGCUGCUGAUUGCAUUUCCUCUCAUUAACAAUUAGAUGUGUAAUAAAAAGCAUUGUGCUUCAUCUUAAAUCACUGGCAAGGCUUGGCCUGCAGAAAGGCCUGGAAUGGCCGGCACCAGGCUGGUUAUCACUGCACUUUGUACCGUGGCUCACAUCUGUUUCCUGGAUUGAGCCAGAAAGCACCCAGGCACCUGUAACAGCCUAGGCUGAGCACAACAGAUGACCUAGAGAUGGUCAGGAAAAAAGCUGGUUCUCCGUUUAGGCCAGGAACUGUCUGUCUAACCGUCUCAGCCUUGCGUUGCAGACCCUUCGGCUUCCCCAAAACCCAGUAUCUGCAGAAAGGCAAGGCUGCCAGAGGGGAUCAGGGUGAAGCUUGGCACACAGGGUUACUAGUAAGUGGGAGGUGCCUUCUCUUCCUUUCCUUCUCCCUGCUUUAUUUUGCUGUCCACUUUCCCUAGCAGUAAACUCUGGCAGUCAGUGAAAACAUUAGCAACUGGACUCUCAAGGGCAGGGUUAACCUGGCCUGUGGAAGGCAGGACUGGGCCUCUGCCAGCAGGCUCCAGGUGCAGAGGCCCGUGGGCAAACCUAGGAGAACUUGAACUGAGAACUAAGUCACUUUCCUCAAGCGUGCAUGGGCCCGCCAAGGGGUGGUUUAGGCAUCUUUGGGGUCUGGGGCCACAGUAUAGCCUCCCGUGCUUUUCCCUUGGAAACCAAGGGUCAGACUCUCAUCGCUGUUCCCAACCACACAUUGGAGUUUUAAAAAGCCAACUGAACCAGCUGCUAUGAAAAUAGAAAUGAGGGCCAGUCACAAGUGACCUACAGCCAGCCCACCGUCACUUCAGCAGGAGAGGGAAAAGGAACAUCUUCUUUCUCUGGUUUGCAAGUCGUCUCUUACCCAACAUGUCCUCUGAGUGAAUGUCGUUACGUGCUGAGUCAGGUCGUGUGUGUUCAGUUUGCCUUUUCCUGUGUAACUGCGAUCUCAAGUUAUAUCUAAGAAAUCUCUCUCCAUAUACAUUUCUCCUUCCCCAACCACCUACAUGCUACGGAGUCCUCCAGGUAGCGCCGAUCUGAGCUCCUAUCUGUUCAGGUGACUAUUAAUAGUGAAGGACUUUGCUGAAAAUCAGGUCAGAUGUUAAGAGACCUAAGCUGCUUCAAGAAAUGGUCUAGUGGCCAUAACUUGACUAGCCCUUCAGUGAUGUGCUGCUUUAAAAAGUAGGAGCAGGAGAACAUCUGCCUAGUGUCUGAGGCCCUGGACUGGAUGCCAGGGUUAGCGGGGGAUGUGGUUACUACUGCAGACUCGGUGGUGCUGGGACUGUGCUCUCCUUCCCGGGUUCAGCUGAAGGUGCUGCUCGGAAGCCAGUUGAGAAGUGUGGCCACCCACUGUGCUUGGGCUCGGGUGGACCCUGCACGUUCAAGCCUGUAGCUUGGUUAAGCUUUUUCUCCAGGUUGUCCUCUACUGCUGAUGGAAAUGGGAAUGCAGUUAAGUGGUCUGAGAAACUUGAAUCACUCACAUUUCUCAGCUCUGGGGGUCAUUUACCAGUUCAUUGUAGAAGAAACAAUCAGGUAAGUGGAAGUUCAUUUCCAGAGAAGGUAAACCCCACUUACCAUCUCUGCAUGAUUUCAGUGGGAAUUGAUUAUCAGCAGUCCCCAACUGGGCGAGAAUAAAUGUAAAGUUUGACCUUUUUAAAAAGAAAAGAGAAACAAAGAACACCUCAACACAUUUAAAGGAAUAGUAGACAAGCUGCAAGUGCCCUGUGGCUCUGAGAUGAGUGUCCCCAUGGUCUCUCUCUCUCUCUCUCUCUCUCUCUCUCUCUCUCUCUCUCUCUCUCUCUCUCCUCUCUUUUUUUUUUUUUUUUACUAAAAUCUACUUUCCAAUGUAAACCUCGAAAGACCUCUCCUAUAGAUAGCUGGAAGCCUUCUUAGGCAUAUGAGCAUAUGCACAGGGUACCCUGCUGGAGAAUGUGACCUCUGUGUCACACUGGUGAUGUCUGGGCAAGGCCAACAUGCCUUGCUGCUUUGUGUGUGUGUGUGUGUGUGUGUGUGUGUGUGUGUGUGUGUGUGUGUGUGUGUGUGCGCACUCGCAUGCUGCUGCUGGGAACAUCCUUUCCCUUGAAGUGCAGUUAGAAAGUGGAUGUGAAUUAUGGAUGGGAAGCCUUUUACACUUGUCCCUUGGCUAAAUUCUUUCUGAUUCGUCCUAACUUUAGAGACAGAGACUGUUUGGAACUCUGUUGACAAGUAAUCAAGUCUGGCCCUCGUAGCUUAUUUUGGAACUGGAAAUGACAUUGAGACUCCUAAAUCAUUCUGUAAGAAAAAGAAAGACGAAACCAUUUGUUUUUAGUGAUCCGAAGCUGAGGAAAAGGCUGCCUGCACUCAUCCACUCACCUUCUCUUGCUGGCUUCCAGUCUGAGAGGCCGGGCUUGAUCUACUUGCUUAGCAUUUGACUAGAGCAGAGAACACUGAAAAUGAUUAGGCCCAUGGUGGUGGCGAUUGUCUUAGCAUCUCCCUUUUGAGGUAGGUGGUGAUACCUUCUGGUUCUGAAUGUGAGCAGGCCCACCCGGAUCAGUGCAGGCCCACAGGCUAGGUGCAGAUGUGUUCCGAAGUAUCAGGUAGAAUGAGGCAUGCAGGUACCCAGUCACUGUGACUGCAGUCCAUGUGGGGGUGAUCGGUUUACAGUGUAACUUUGGUCCACGCUAAUCUCCAGCCCCAUUCAGUUAAACUCAGCCAUUUCGGAUGCACCCAGAGACUUCCAGUAGGAUCAGUCCUAGGAGUCACACACACACACAUGGUCCUGGCAGUGCAGAGCCCUUUUAACCACAGCACAGUCGGUACCAGUGAGGCGGCAUCUCGGGAAUAAAGCUGAGGAGAGAGACCAAAGCAGCAGGACUGUGGCUGCCUGCUUGCGGGCAGAAUCGACUGCAUUGCUGCCCAGAAACCUCUGACGCUGGCAGCCCUGUCUCAAGACAAAGUAACCCGGUGCCUGUGGGCUGACAUUCCCUGGAGGCAGCUGACUUCCCAAAUAUGUACUUCCCAACAAAUUGUUAGCUGGCUUAGCUUCUGAGUGUGUGUUGGGGAGGGGGUUGUGGACAGAGAUGAUGUGCGUUACCUCCCCUCCUGAACCUUCCCCUUGGAUGCUGAAGGAAAAGUCCAACAGGUUAGAUCUCUGGGUACCAAGGAAGCUGAUACCUUCCCAGAGCAGUGAUCCUUGAGCCUUGGCAAACUCACUGAGGGUUUCAGUGACUCCAGCGGGGACAGGCCUGGCAGCAAGUAUGAGCCGGGGUGAGUGCUUUUGGUGGUUCGCUUUUCCUAGGCUCUCCAGUGCUGACUGCUUUCAUUUUUGUGAUUAUGUUCUGGUGAUGUGUAGUCAAUGUACCAAUAUGUUCACAAGCUAGCACCAUGGUAAUAGUGUGUUUGCUUUUUUAACUGUUUGGGGGAAAGUCAAUUACAAAUACAAGAUUAAAGUGAA
Molecule: messenger RNA, 6380 nt
Organism: Peromyscus californicus insignis
Lineage: Eukaryota; Metazoa; Chordata; Mammalia; Rodentia; Cricetidae
Gene: Btrc
Product: beta-transducin repeat containing E3 ubiquitin protein ligase
Exons: 16
Coding region: 98-1957 (619 amino acids)
Molecular function (GO): protein dimerization activity
Source: RefSeq, a predicted model, not a curated record